Messenger RNA from Sugiyamaella lignohabitans, 3126 nucleotides. RefSeq names its product Sec8p (gene SEC8). The transcript has a single exon. Gene Ontology annotation, cellular component: exocyst. Gene Ontology annotation, biological process: Golgi to plasma membrane transport; exocytosis. Bases 1 to 3126 code for a protein of 1041 amino acids. The record is from RefSeq and is a predicted model, not a curated record. NCBI's taxonomy places the organism in Eukaryota, Fungi, Ascomycota, Dipodascomycetes, Dipodascales, Trichomonascaceae.
AUGGGUUCUAACAGGAUUAUAGCUAAUUAUCAGGGUUUCAACAGCUCAAUUGGUUCGUACCGGACGAUUGUACAGAGUGUGACCAAUUCGCAGAACAACAUCGACUCGACGAAACAGCUGAUUCUCAAGGCCAGACAGGAUCUUUCUACGAGAAGACCGAUAUUAAAAGAGUUGCGAGCCAGUUCGUUGAAAUACGAUCAUAUGAUCAAGAUUCUUGAUCUGAUCGAAGAAUUGAGGUCUGUUCCGGAUAGACUCGAGCUUGAGAUUGCACAGAAACAGUUUCUGUCUGCUCAUGACACGCUAUCAACUGCACUGAGGACAAUUGAUAAUGAAGAUCUGGCUAAAGUUGGCGGUUUACAGCCAUUACAAGCAUACUUGUCGUCUCAGGAAUCGUCGUUAUUUAGCAUUCUGAUUGAAGAGCUGUCAAAUCAUCUAUAUUUGAAAUCACCAUAUUGUGACACCAGAUGGAGCUCAUACUCUCAAGGUGGAGAUCAAGUGUCAAGUAUUGAGCAGUUAAUAGAAGAUAAAGUCAAGUUUGAUAUGAGUGAAGAGUCGUUGUCAUUUUCAGGAUCGGCUUUAUUGGAUGAAUUUCUCAGUAAUUUUGAUAGGACGACACAGUUGUCGGCAGAGAACCAGAUUAGUGAGGUAGGUUCUUUCAACUAUAUCCGGUUGGUUGUGGAGACUUUGGGUCGUUUGAAUAAACUGCCAAAUGCAUUUGAUUUGCUACAUCAACGACUGCCAUUAGAAUUGAGUAAAGUCAUUGAUAAGACGGUGUCUGAAGUGCGCCAAGGUGCUCCUAAGAGUCUUAUUUUGGAAGAUACACCAGAGGGAUUUGACGACGACCCUAGGGUUGUGGCCAAUGGAGGUACAUUACAAACUGGUCAGGUUCUUGUAGGUGCUACUAGAAGUCGAAGUAGUACAACUUCUGGGGCAACUAGUGUGGUGAAUGGUUCCAGUGCUGGAGGUGCCAGUAAUAGACUCAGUGCAGCCAGCAAAGAUGGUUCUGGAACCGUGGUUGGAGGGGCUGCUGAGUUGUUUUCUGAGCUGGAAAACCCUCAAAUUGAAGCCCGUCUGGCUGUUCUUAAAGAUUUGGCAUGGACAUUAUACUCGAAGUUUAUAGCUAUUUUACAAGGACACCGUGUUGUGUAUGAAGUUGUGGCAGCUAUUUCAAGCAGAUUAUCUGGACAGGGCCAAAGUGCACUGCUCAGUUAUGACUAUUUUGCAGUUGUUAGCAGCAUAGAAACCGAGAUCAUUCAACUAAUGAAGGCAUAUAUCACAACAAAACGAACCAUUCGACCGGAUACACCUAAAGCACCACCAACUUUCAAAAGACAAAUGUCGAUUUUCAAGUCACAACAAAAAACCCGAUCAGUUUUCAAGUUUGCCAGUUCGGAUAUUGAUAAUUUUGAGAUCAAAGAGCAAUAUGAUCUUUUGAAAAAGAAACUAGAAAACACCGUUCCUGGCCUUGUUCUUAACGAUACUGGAAACAACCUAAGUCUGAAACAAGCCGUUAUGCCAUAUGCUCCUACCGACAAAACCCUGAACCAUUCAUUACUGAUUGCUCCAAAUGUGCUAAAUGUACGGGCACUGUUAGAACCAACAGUAGUAUUCCUUCAAAGGGCAAAGGUAGUCCAUCCAUAUGCUGACAGAAAACAACAGCAAGCGCUGAAUAAAUCAUCCACUCGUCUUUUGGACGAUUUCUUGACCAACUCGUAUCUUCCCCAGCUUGAAAACUCGCUUCUAAGUUCAUUCCAAAACAUCAUGCUUGACCCCCUGUCAACACAAAUCGACCCCCACUGGUCUAAGGUAGCUAAAAGACCGGUAUUACAAGGAGCUAUUUCAUUUAUUAGACUGAUUAAAAUGACCUGUAAACUGCUCAACACAGGAUACAUGUACAGAGAGAAAUAUGCUUCACUGAUCAUUUCUGCGAUUGGGUGGUUGACCAAUUUCUAUACCAGUCGUUAUAACGAGUUUGUCGAGGGUCAUUAUGAAGAAGUGCCAGCCGGAACCAACGUAGUUCCAAAGAAAAUGGCUGCUGAGCUAGCUAACGACGCUGUUGCAAGGAAUCUGGCGUUGACUAUUAUGCAUUCGGUGCCUCAUACCGAUGAAUCAGAGCAGAGCAUUGCCGAUGAAAUCGGAGUGUUUUUAAGACGGAGAAUUAGUCAGACAAGUACUGAUGACAGAACAAGGCGUCGGGUGAUGCAGAACGACCUACUUGAGAUUGAAAGUUAUCGAUUCCUAUCCGUAAUGACAACGAGUAUUAGAUGGAUUGUACUAGAGCUGGAAAAAAUGCGUAAAGUGACUGAUGUUGAGACCGAUCCCGAAAACGAAGACGGCGAUGGACUGGACUCCAGUGCUACUUUGCAAGCACGGAUCAAGAAGAGAUGGACUCUACUGGAAGCCAACCACGUUGGUCAGUCGUUUAGUGACGAUACCGAGUAUCUCACUUUGGCAGGAAAAUCAGUUCAAGAUUUCGACAACUCCAUCUCUGCCCUUGGUACCCUGGCCGAAACAUGUGUAGUUACUCUACGGUUUGAUCUGCGAUUCCGGUCGGUUUACUUCAUUGAUCGAACGAUGGUCGAAGGUGACUAUUACCUGGAAUCCGAUGUCGAAGAACGGGAUGCCUUUAUUGGCCUUCUCGAUACCAGUAUUGUCAGCUGCGACGAAGCAAUUGGCGAAGCACUCGUACGAAAAGACCGUGAUGCCGUUAUCAGAGGGCUUGCUAAAACAUUGAACGCUCUGCUCAUAUAUGGAGCAGACAGCCUGCGCAAAAUCAACAGCAACGGCGUGAACAAGAUGUACUGCAACAUCCUCGUCCUCCAGCAGAUGCUGAAAUCAGUGGCUGUCGACCCGAAAGACGUUGAUUUCUCGUUGGCCAUGGAAUUCUACGGCCAUCUCAACCAGUCACCAGGCGUUCUCAUUGAGCGACUGCGCAAAAACGACACCAACAUCGGCUCCGACGAGGCCAAAAUCAUCUGCCGUCUCCUCCACAAUGACAUCAUUUACAAGCACGAGCAAGCCAGUCGUCGCGAAGCUGCCAGCCAGGCCAAACGACAAAUGGACGCCCAAAUCAAGGAGAUCCACCAGAUCUUCUGGGGAUCAGACCGCAUCGCCGUCAAAGAGUAG